UCGCCGUCAUCGCCGGCACGACGCAAACAAGUGUGGUGAAAAAGAAAAAUAUCGCGGGUGUGAACGUGACGCUGCGUAUAGUUAGUUAGGAUCAUAUUAUUGAUAAUUAAAUCGUCGCAAUCGUGGAUAACAACGACCGGUACGAGAUGCAGAAGCGAGACGGCAGGGAGAAUCGCGGUGACAAGGAGCUCGGAGCGCGCAGCUCCGAGCGCGACCAGGAGGUCGCCAAGCGGACCUCUAGGGGCAGCGGUAACGCCGCCCGGUCGAACGUGCACUCGUCCCGGCACAGUGUCACUUCGUCGUCCGGCGUGCUCAUGGUCGGCCCAAAUUUUCGGGUCGGCAAGAAAAUCGGCUGUGGAAAUUUCGGGGAACUUCGGCUCGGGAAGAACCUGUACAAUAAUGAGCACGUAGCAAUUAAAAUGGAACCAAUGAAGUCAAAGGCACCACAGCUACAUUUAGAAUAUAGGUUUUACAAAUUAUUAGGUACACAUGUUCAUAACACACAUAUAGAGGGUAUACCGGAGGUGUACUACUUCGGCCCAUGCGGCAAGUACAACGCUCUGGUGAUGGAACUCCUUGGACCGAGCCUCGAGGAUCUCUUCGACCUCUGUGGGAGAAGGUUCACCCUCAAAACCGUUCUCAGCAUUGCCACACAGCUUCUCCAUAGGAUAGAAUAUGUUCAUAGUCGGCAUUUAAUAUACCGCGACAUCAAACCGGAAAAUUUUCUGGUUGGACGAACCGGCUCCAAGCGGGAAAAAGUCAUUCACAUAAUCGAUUUUGGACUAGCCAAAGAGUACAUAGACCUGGAAACAAACAAGCAUAUACCGUACCGGGAACACAAGAGUCUCACCGGUACGGCGCGUUACAUGAGUAUCAACACGCAUCUUGGCAAAGAGCAAAGCAGAAGGGAUGAUCUGGAAGCGCUGGGCCACAUGUUCAUGUACUUUCUGCGCGGCAGUUUGCCGUGGCAAGGAUUGAAGGCCGAUACGUUGAAGGAGCGCUAUCAAAAGAUCGGUGAUACGAAGCGGGCCACGCCGAUAGAGGUACUCUGCGACGGCCAUCCCGAGGAGAUGGCCACGUAUCUGCGCUACGUACGCAGACUGGACUUUUUCGAGACGCCGGAUUACGAGUACUUGAGGAAGCUCUUCCACGAUCUGUUCGAGAGACGCGGUUUCGUCAACGAUGGCGAAUUCGACUGGACCGGCAAGACGAUGUCCACGCCCGUUGGGUCUCUCCAAACCGGCCAGGAGAUUGUUGUAUCGCCAAAUCGUGAUCGGCAUCCCACCGCUUACAAGGACGUGGCAGGUGGAGGGGCGGGAGGUGGGGGCGGUAAGGGGGUGGGAGCCACGUGGCCAGAUACUGUGAAGCAAUCAGGAGCCGGUGGUACAUUGACACCUGCUGAUAGGCACGGUUCUGUACAGGUGGUUUCGUCGACUAAUGGAGAACUAGCGAACGACGAUCCAACCGCUGGGCACUCCAACACACCAAUCACAGCACCUCAGGAAGUGGACAUGAUCGACGAAACCAAUGUUUGCUUUAUUUCCAGAUGCUGUUGUUUCUUCAAGCGUAAGAAGAAGAAAAGUGGAAGGCAGAAAUGACUGUCCGUUACCGUUGGUCUCGGGGGGACGGUGCAGUGUGCGGGUAAUAGUGCCGACGAUCCCAGGGAAGCUGCCGCCGGUGGAACCGUCGCCGCGACAUCGAGGGCGGGUAAACGCGGCGCGGGUGGUAUGGAUGUGGAUGCAGCAGGCGGUAUUGCGAGCAGCAGCGCCGAUCCUGAGAGGGAGAUUGUCACUCUAUUGCGUGCCGGCAGUCGUUCCGCGUCCCGGGACUCGGUGCUGCACACUACCGUCACGAUGACGCCGAUACCGACGCCACCGCCGUUGUCGAACUGAAACCUCAUCAGUCACAACGACAUCACCACUGUCGCACAGCCAUUAUACCACUGUCGCUGCUAAUUAUCAUUAGUUGGACGGUCGCGCGCGACUCGAAUCGUGAUCGAAUAAAUCAAGUUCCUUUUCUUCUGGCCAAUCGAGCUGAUCUUUUCGUUAAAUAGGUGGACUCGCUGACGACAAUUCAAUCUUCUCCGAUAACGGCGGAGAUUCAUUCCUUCUACGAUGGAAUGUAUCGGGUUAUUCUCUAUGAUAGCUGCGUGCGAUUAGAAUUGUUUUUGCUACGACUGCGUUAUGAUUAAAGCGGCUGAUUGUCUUGCGGCGUUACUUAAAACUCUACACUCCGUAGAACUCGAUACAUUGACACCAAAUCUUUAUCACACAUGGGAAGCUAACGAGGCUCGAUCAAUUUGCUUUUUUUUUGUUUUUAUUUUUUUUUAAGUUAUAUAUGUACAAAUCUACAAAAGAGUACAUCUAAACGGGUGAAAAAAAUGGUUAAUAGUGAUAUGUAUUCUGCGAAUACAAAUUUAAAGUUUUUUUUUUGAAAUUUAAUUAUUGGUGUCUAUUAAUGAAAUAUUGAGGCUUACAAUUUUAUGAGGUUGAAAUACAAAGAUGUAUUUUUCUUUACAUUUCUUUUUUUUUGUAAUAAUAUUACAGUGUAAAACUUUAUAUAAUAUAUCAUGAUGGCGAUUGAGAUUUUUACAUGUUUUUAUAUGUGUAUUCGGCGAGAGAGAUGAUGAAUUUUUCGUUGCAUGAAUUCAAUUACUCGAUGAUUAAAUUUCCAUGUCUAUUAAAAAGUCAGUCAGUCGAAUUCAGCAAGUACAUCUCUGAUCGGUAAUAUCCUUUUAGAUGCUUCUAAUAUACAUCUUGUAAUUUUAA
Messenger RNA from Linepithema humile (Argentine ant), 2768 nucleotides. NCBI's taxonomy places the organism in Eukaryota, Metazoa, Arthropoda, Insecta, Hymenoptera, Formicidae. The record is from RefSeq and is a predicted model, not a curated record.